Messenger RNA from Panicum hallii, 828 nucleotides. Its product is annotated as RNA-binding protein 12-like. Lineage: Eukaryota; Viridiplantae; Streptophyta; Magnoliopsida; Poales; Poaceae. The coding region runs from base 174 to 581 and encodes 135 amino acids. The record is from RefSeq and is a predicted model, not a curated record. The transcript has a single exon.
AGAACCUGGGCUGCCACGCCGUCCGCCCACCAACCAAUCUAAUCGCGCCUUCACCUGGGGUAUAAAAUCGCCACGCAUUGACCCCUGUUCUUCGCGACACAGCAAGAACCGAUCCCUGCAGCAGCGGAGUACAAUAAGCCACACUGCCUAGUUGCUGGGAGCAGUUGCGUGCGAUGGCUUCCGCUGCGCGCUUCUUGGCCGUGGUCAUGGCGUGCGCGCUCCUGGCCAGCAACUCGUGCCACGCGGCGCGCCACCUGGCCGACACGACUGCGGCAGCCGCUGCUCCCGCUGCCACCGUCCCUGGCUUCCCGACCGUGCCCACCUUGCUGCCGACGGUGCCACAGAUGCCCGCGGCCACCGUGCCGCCGGUGACGCUGCCACCCAUGCCGGCGGUGGUUCCAGCAGUCGCAGUGCCCCAGGUGGCGCUGCCGCCCAUGCCCGCCGUUCCGUCCGUGCCCAAGGUGGCGCUCCCGCCGAUCCCCGCCGUUCCGUCCGUCCCAAAAGUGGUGCUGCCGCCGAUGCCCUCGAUUCCAAACGCCAACAUCCCCAUGCCAUUCCUGGCGCCGCCCCCGUCGGCGUAGGAGCGCUCGCCGCGGCGUGCGAUGCCUUGGCCGAGUCCAUCGUCCGGCGGCCGGUUUGGUUACGUGGUGGGUUCGCGUGAUCACUCGCCGCUCUCUUGUUUGCGUGUCUGCAGUGAGUGAUUAUUUUUGUUUGUGUUGAAGUGCUGUGCCAUUGUUCGUAUGUACAUGUACUCUAGCUCUGUAUUUCUACUUUCGUCUAUGUCUAUUUUCUGGUUAUCUCAGUUUCUUCCUGCUUUUGAGGCCGAAA